This is a messenger RNA of Rotaria sp. Silwood2, 1005 nucleotides long. NCBI's taxonomy places the organism in Eukaryota, Metazoa, Rotifera, Eurotatoria, Philodinida, Philodinidae. The record is from the annotation of a GenBank genome assembly.
AUGACUAGUAAAAUUACUGUUAAUAAAUUAUCAACUAAAUCAACUGUAAACAAACAACAUGAUGGAUAUUCAACUAUUUUAUUUUAUGCUCCAGAAAUGCAUAAAUUAGCCGAAGAAAUUCAAUUAUGUAGUGGAAAAAAUUCUAUUCGAUUAGGUGAUAUUGAAUGGAAUGAGUUUCCUGAUAAAUGGCCUAAGAUUUUUAUCCGUAAUUCAGAACAAAUUCGUAAUUGUCAUGUUCUUUUCCUAGCAUCAUUUCAUAGUCCACUUACUAUAUUUGAACAAAUUUCUCUUCUUUAUCAUUUACCAAAAUAUCUUUGUCGAUCAUUAAAAGUUCUUUUACCUUAUUUUCCUACUGGUACAAUGGAACGUAUUCAAACUCAAGGCGACAUUGCAACAGCUUAUUCUUUAGCACAAAUGCUUUCAUCAAUACCACUAACACGUACGGGACCAUCAGAAAUUGUUAUUUUUGACAUUCAUGCAUUACAAAAUCAAUUUUAUUUUUCAUCUAAUAUUAUUGUUCGACUUGAAUCAACUGUUGAAUUAUUAUUGAAUGAAUUAAAAACUAAGGAAAUUAACAAUGAAAAAUAUGCUAUUGCUUUUCCAGAUGAUGGAGCUCAUAAACGUUUUGCUUAUUUAUUUGAUAAUACACAUUAUCCAAUUAUUAUCUGUAGUAAGAUUCGACAAGAUAAUGAUAAACGUAUUACAACAGUUAAAGAAGGUUAUCAUUGUAUGAUUGUUGAUGAUUUAGUACAAUCAGGUGGCACUCUUAUUGAAUGUGCCCAAGCGCUAUUACAGCAUGGUGCUGUAAAUAUAUCGGCUUUUGUUGGGCAUGGUAUAUUUCCAAAUGAAAGUUGGAAAAAAUUUCUUCAUUCAAAUAAUCCAAAAGUUUAUUUUGAUACAUUUUAUGUAACAAAUACUUAUCCAAAUACACAAAUAUUGAUGGAUAAAAUUCCAUUUAAAGUACUUUCUAUUGCUCAAAUUUUGUGUAAUAUUUGUUUUCAAUAA